AUGUUCGUGCUGUCAAAGUUACCAAAACGAUUGCUGUCAGCUCAAACCAAUGCUGAAGCUAAGAAGAAAGUACUGAAAAUCGGAUCGCUUAGAGUCCCGAUUGGGGAAGCCACGCGACCUGAGUUGGUACCUGCAAGAGGCAGCGGUCCUGCGCUUCGGUCUUCAGCUGCUGAAGUCUUAGCGCAUUUGAAAUGGAUGUUACAAAAGGAAAUUUUGUGCCAGGAUAUAUUUCUCAUUGGUGUGCCAGGAUCAUUUCGAACAGAUAUUGUGCUUCAGUAUCUGGAACUAUGUAAUCGAGAAUAUGAAUAUCUAGCGGUGACUCGAGAUACGACCGAGGCUGAUAUAAAGCAACGUCGUGAAAUUCGAGGCGGUACAGCUUACUACUCUGAUCUCUGUGCGGUUCGAGCUGCCUUGCAUGGUCGCGUUUUGGUCAUUGAUGGAGUGGAGAAGGCGGAGCGCAAUGUGUUGCCUAUUCUUAAUAAUCUUUUAGAGAACAGGGAAAUGCAGCUUGAGGACGGACGUUUCCUCAUGCAUCAUGUCAAGUACGACAAACUAAAGCAGAAUUACUCAUCAGCUCAAUUACGCGAGAUGGGUAUUGAAAGAGUGUCUGAACGCUUUCACAUAAUAGCACUUGGUUUGCCUGUCCCUCGAUUUAUUGGAAACUCGCUUGACCCUCCUUUACGUUCAAGAUUUCAGUGUCGCAGUGUACAGGACCCUUCAUUUGAGGCUAGCUACCAUGGUAAUUGGCUCACCAUCAUUUUUUACUACAAAUCAUCAUUUCAGACUACUCGGCGCUUGUGUAGUGAGUUGGCACCUAGCGUAUCCUCAAACUCCAUCACCGACUUGAUAUCUAUGAUCUAUGCAAUAAAUUCGCAACCCGAUCUUGGCAUCUCUCGAGUUCCGAAUGCAGCUCCAUUGUAUUCUGCAGAAGAGAUGUUCAAUUUUAUGUAUCCAUGCAGGAGCAUGUUCAAAGAACAUCAAAUGAAGCUUGUAGAUAACUUUGUAGCAAAGUUCAUAAGUGAGGCAUUGAGUGGCUUCUCUUUAUCGAAGGAACCCGGCUUCAUCCCUACGCCAUCCUAUGAAGCCACGCUCGCUGAUCUCACUGUUGCCCAUUCUCAGGGAGAUUUCGCUCUCGUAGGUAAGAUGAAAAACUUUCAGGGCAUUCAAUCGGCAAUGCACUCCGUAUCAGUCCAUACACUUAAGGACAUGAAUUCUCGUGAGCUGUUCCAACGUCGACGAAUGCUUGGCAACGGAGAUACGCUGUGGGAGGAUAGUCAGCUUGUCACCGCUGCUAAAAAAGGAGAUCGUGGUACCAUCAGCGUCGGCAGCAACUGUUUCGAAGCUUGUAAACUUUGUAGAACGACUGAGAUCAUCUGCAGACGCAGGAAUUUUCAAACUAUCUUUGCAGAGUUUUCUGAUGACGUAUCUCAACUUCUGAAUAAGAAUUCAGUGAAGGAUGGGGAUGAAGCAAUGAUACCGGACGUCCUCUUCUAUGAUAACAAAGAAGCAAGUUUUCUUUCUGCUUGCGUCUGUUACUAUCAUGAACUGUAUCUAUCGUCCACCUAUGUGAAAUUGUUUAGUAACAAAAGCUUUCCAGGUAACGACUUAUUUGGUGUUCUUGGCGACUUAUUCUCUGUGCACAUGGUUGACAAUCCAAGCCGAGAGAGCGAACUCAAUCUGCUUAAGAAGUAUGGACCGGGUAAAUUUUCAGAUGUUGAAAACGCCAUUCUUCUAAAGUUGAUGACUGCGUUCACGGAACUGCGGGAAAUGGUUAGCGAUGGAAUCUUGCAGUACCCUUACUCUACAAGGGAGCUUGUUAACAUUGUAAAGCACAUCAAUAAGUUCCCGCACGAUUCUCUCACAACUGUCAUAAGAAAUGUCUUUGAUUUCGAUUCGUUCUCAGCCGAUACUAUGAGCAUUGAAGGACUUCCGAAUCGAGUAUUUCUCUCCCAACGACUUCACCUCGAACCUGCUUCUUGCGUUGGCACUUGGGGCCUUCAAAAGACUGAUUCACCUGUCGUACUGAAUACAAAGGAGGUGUAUUUAAACGUGAAGGAUGAAGUUGUCGUCAAAAGUAAACUAUUGAAGCUUCUGAAGAAACAUAUGCGAGCGAAACAGUUUACAGAGCAGGAAUGUGCAUGGCAGAUCCCUAUGCUUGAUGUAAAUAUAUGCUCUGAUGGAGUUUUGGUAGAAGAUACUCUUGUUGUGGCUACUGUGAACCCGCCUCGCCUAUAUCUCGUCAGAAACUUGACCGAAGCAAAUCAGACAAACUCAAUUGGUUUAGUAGAUUUGGAGAGAAAAGUGCUUCAGAUCAUAAAAUUGGAAUAUUCCGCCUUGGAUAGUGUUGCCAAAAUGUUUGACAAUGGUGAGUAUCGCCUCAUACGCGGUGCCUCGCCUCUCUUAUUUAAUCGCUAUGGGACACGAAUCUUCCUUUUUAACCCGGAUAACAAUGUAACUCUGAUCGAUUUGGAUGAAGAAAUCGACGAUGUACUUUCUGUAGGAAGUGAUAGGUUCAUUAUUAAACAGAAGGAUCGGUCGAAAAUUUUUGGAAGUGCUCGUCGAAGUGCCACCGAAGUAGUGGACCCUCGUCAACCCCAGUACUUGUCGGAUCAGGAAACGUCGAAAUUCUCUGACCCACAAAGGAAUGCUUUGGUUUUGCGUGAUGGGGUUGUCGUCAGGGCUCAACCUAAGUGGAGAGUUCCUAAGGAGGCAGUAAAAGAAGCUCUGGCAAAAGUUUUUUUUUUAUGUUCUAGGUCUUGGUUAGCAAAAUUCGGGCAAACACCAUUCGUGCUUAUACCAUGCAACAGUGACAGGAUGCUUACAAUUGACUCAAGUGGAGGAGUGCGUUCAUUUGAGUUGUCUCCUUCUACUCUCGGGAGAUCAUACAAUGAAUGGAUUCGUUUAGUAGGAGGAGCUGAAGACCAAGAUUUACGAUUAGAGUUUGAAAGUGAGGAUAAGUUCGAUAUCUCAAAACUUCUUGAUCCAAAAAUUGGGAAGUUUGAUCCUAAAAAUGCCCCACACCAUGGUGGAAAUCAAUGGAUGGGUGGCACUGGUGGAUACAGCACUGCUGGUUUGGGUGGAGCUGGAGGACCAUUCAGGCUAGAUGCAGGGCAUGACGUGCAUCAAAUGCCUGAUUCCGCUAAACGGCAGGAAAUCGCCAUGUCAGAAUAUGAUGCAGAUGCGUAUAUGUCGCUUUGGAGUAAAAUUGAGAAACACUCCAAUCUCUUACGAUCUGUUGUUGAACAGCUAGAAGCGAAGGAAAAAGAGCGAUUGUGGGCUCGCCACCAAACUACUGGGGAUCUUGAUGAUGGGAAGCUUAUUGAAGGGAUCACUGGAGAGAGAAAUAUCUACAAGCGUCGGAUAGAUAAAUUACCUGAACCAGGUGCUCCACAGUUAAAACCAAAAAGGAUGCGGCUGUGUUUUGACGUGUCAGGAUCGAUGUACAGAUUCAAUGGUUAUGACAAGAGAUUGAACAAAUCUCUUGAAGCAGCCCUGAUGGUUAUGACAUCAUUCGAAGGCAAAGACGAUAAGAUUAUUUAUGACAUUACUGGCCACUCUGGAGAUGGUCCUUGCACGGAAUUUGUCAAGGAAGGACGAUAUCCUCAAAAUAACAAAGAGCGCCUAGAUAUCCUAAAACAGAUGCUUGCUCAUACUCAGUUCUGUGCUAGUGGAGAUUUCACUAUAGAGGGCCUUGAAGAUGCGAUACAAAAUUUGAGCAACAAGAAAGACUGUGACGAAAAAUUUGUUGUUCUCAUUUCUGAUGCGAACUUGGACAGAUAUGGAAUAUCCCCGAAAGAUCUCAUAAGGGCUAUGAACAAAAGUGAAGAUGUUCGUUCAUUUGUAAUAUUGAUUGGAUCUCUUGGUGAACAGGCUGCCAGGCUCAAGGAGGCAUUACCAGUUGGCAAGGCAUUUGUUUGUGAAAACACAUCUGAUCUCCCAAAGAUUAUGCAAACCAUUUUUACAUCCACACUUGCGUGA
Strongylus vulgaris is the source of this 3978-nucleotide messenger RNA. The record is from the annotation of a GenBank genome assembly. Lineage: Eukaryota; Metazoa; Nematoda; Chromadorea; Rhabditida; Strongylidae.